AUGCGUCACUUUGAGACGCGUGAAGCUAUUGACUGGCCGGCUAAGAUCUAUAAAUCAUGGGAUUUCAGUGAGGAAGGAGCAUGUGCCCGACUAGAGGCUUUUCUCAAUGAUUGUGUGUAUAGACAUGAAAAAGAGUCUGGCAGGGUGGAUGCCCCAAAUACCAGCUGUCUGCCGCCCUACCUUCACUUUAGCCAGCUCAGCCCAUGCAGGCUAUUGUGGGAUGCCAAAGAGGCACAAUGUCGACCCCCAAAGUUCCAACCCAAACUGGCAUGGAGAGAUUUGGCUUCCUGUCAGCUGAUAUUGUUUCCUGACCUCCCCUGGGAAUCCAUUAGACCGCCAUACAAAGCUCUGCGGUUGAACAGUGGUUUUGGCCACCUGAAGGCCUGGCAGCAAGGGCGAACAGGCUACUCGCUGUUGAACGCAGCCAUGAGGAAGCUGUGGCGGACAGGCUGGAUGAACAACUUGAGACAUGUGGUGGCGUCUUUCCUCAUAGCGUAUCUCUACCUGCCCUGGGAAGAAGGCCAUCGCUGGUUCCAGACAUAUCCUGAGGGAAUAGUUACAGACCUGGAGGAGCGGAGUCGUUUUCUGCAAGAUGUAGCUCUGGUGCGGAAACAGUAUCGACGGUAUGUGGACAAGUGCCCAGGGUGUGACUUGGUGCCUCUUGGUCGCGGUGUGGAGACAGAAGGGAAGCGGUUCCUAUCGCCUGUUAUCACCUGCAUGGAGUUCAAACACCAGUACAAAGAUCCAGAUGCAGAUGCCCCCUUAAAUCCCUAAAAUGCUGUUAUAAAAGGAUACGUGUGCCACAAGAGGGAUGACAAAAUUUCUUUCCUUAACGAGAGAGACUUUACUGCUAGUGUGAUGCACGAGGGAGUUCAGAGAAAGGAGAGGCUGGAGAAGGAUCGUCGCAGAAUCAAUGGACUCCCUCCGGCCAGACAAACUCCAACAUCCAAGGACCUGGGACCUGGUGGAGCAGUCUCCUCACUCAGGUGAACCAGAGAUCAAGACUAAAGGUUUACAGGUUGUAAGGGACUAGAUGGUUUCUAGUUGUAAAAUGCACAAGCACAAAAUGUUACAGAACAAUAGUCUUUAAGCGCAAAGAUAGGGAAAUGACAACGCUGUGGACAGAGUGAGAAACAUGCAUUUGUUGUGAGACAGCUUUGCCAGAGCAUUGCAAAAUGAUGUACAACAAGUAUUCUGUAUAAUCUAAGGUAGUGCUGUAUACCAUUGCCUUUGAAUCCACACACUCCAGAGUCAAUUCAUGAAUCUGUAAAGAUAGUAAAUAGUGUAACUACUUGACAAUUCUGUCUAUCAGACAAAUUAUACCAGCCUAGUUGAAACAUUGGUCUGGGUCCACGAAAUAUUUGGUGCCAAUGCAGCCUCCUUUCUUAAAGUCUGUCUGCAUUUUAAACACAAAACUGAGUUCAUUUGGUGCAUCUCAGCAGGUCAAUAAAAAAAAAAAAAAGAUUUCUAUUGUCCAGUGUUUAAAAACCUAUAUAUGUAUAUGUAAACAGCAGUAAUUUAUCAAACUACUUACAUCAAGAUGGAGUUUGUAUCAGGCACCAAUCUGCUGAUUUUAAUUUAGGUCUAGAGGCUACAU
Molecule: messenger RNA, 1597 nt
Organism: Etheostoma cragini (Arkansas darter)
Lineage: Eukaryota; Metazoa; Chordata; Actinopteri; Perciformes; Percidae
Product: deoxyribodipyrimidine photo-lyase
Biological process (GO): circadian regulation of gene expression; entrainment of circadian clock by photoperiod
Cellular component (GO): cytoplasm; nucleus
Molecular function (GO): FAD binding; DNA binding
Source: RefSeq, a predicted model, not a curated record